GCGGUUGCGGUCAGCAAGGCCACUGCAGGAACCAGGGGAAAGCGGAGGAGAACCACUGGACUGCUGGAGCUGCGUCGUGUUCCUGCAGAUAGGUCGAGUUCGAGCCAGAUAGGUGGCCUACGUGAUUGAUCAGUGAUGAGGCGUCGUCCCGUAUCGACGGUGUUGUUUCGCUCCUUCUGGGCAUGGACGAGUGAUGAGUCAGUCUACUGGGACGCGCUUUGCCCGUUGCUCACCACCACGGCCUCGUUGGACUCCAAGGACUCCAAGGACCAGGCUCCUAUAUCCUUGCGAGAUGCACUUGGAACUUCUGCUGUUUCUCUACUCGGCAGUGCUCGGCAGAUGGCCCUGUCCCAAUCGCCCACGAAAUCCUCAGUAUGCAACCCCAGGAGGACCCUCACCCACGGCUUGCAGCGUGCCGCAGACGGACCAAUUUUUUUUUCAACAUCCAGCCGACGACAGAAAACGCCGCACAAACGUAAAUGACUAGAGGUAGCGCGGGCGAACAGCGCACCAUCACAAACGCCUCGUCGACAGGAUGCUGUCGGUUGGUGUGCUCGU
Cucurbitaria berberidis CBS 394.84 is the source of this 558-nucleotide messenger RNA. RefSeq lists its product as uncharacterized. The transcript has a single exon. NCBI's taxonomy places the organism in Eukaryota, Fungi, Ascomycota, Dothideomycetes, Pleosporales, Cucurbitariaceae. Bases 136 to 483 code for a protein of 115 amino acids. The record is from RefSeq and is a predicted model, not a curated record.